AUGAACACAAAAGAAAUAACUCAAUUUAUACGAUUUCCUCAUGAAUCAAAAGAUGAUAUUAAAUUACAAAUGUAUAAAGAAUUUGACCAAUCAGUAUUUAAUCAAUUAAUUAAUAGUUAUAAAAGAAGUGAAUUUUAUGAUAUAAUUGAAAAGAGAACAUUUAUUUAUUUCACUAUUUUAAAAAAAUAUCAAUUACCAAUGGAAAAUGAAGAUUUAAUGAGAGUUCAGGUUUACAAAGAAUUAAUUCACUUAAUUUCAGAAAAUUUACCAUUAACAACUAUUAAAGAAAUUCAACUUGAUUACUUAUCUUACUAUUAUUUUUAUUUAACAUUUCAUUCAAGAAAAGAUAUAUUUGACAAUAUUGAAAGUAUUAUCUUUCUUCAUAGGUUAUAUCUUACAUCUCCAUUUAAUCAUUUUUCUCUUUUACAAUGUAAAAGUAUAAUUCAAACUUCAUCAAUACCAUUAGUUGAAGUACCAUUUCAAAAAAUUUCACAGUUACUUCCUCUUUAUAAAUAUAGAUUAAAGAAUGGAUAUUUAUUAAUUCCGUCUAAUGAACUUAUCUAUGGAUGUUUUAUCUAUUGUAUUUUUAAUCCUUUAAAACAACCAAAAUUUAUUGAUUUAUUAAUUCUCAGAGAUGAACCUCCAUUUCUUCUUCAACCUUUAUUAUCUGUUUUACCAAAAACAAAACAGCAAACAAUACUUAAUAAUAAUAGAGAACUUUCUGUAGUUUUAUCAAAGUUACCUGCAUGUAUGUAUCAUAUUCAUUCAUUGUCUUCUGGUAAAUACCAAAUGAAAUAUGAUACAAGAAGACAAAUUGUUAUUUUUUUAAAGAAUGCAGGAGUUGAUGCAAAUGUUUGUAUGGAAUAUAUGAGACAACGAGUUGAUUUAAUGAGAGGAAAAGAAAAGAAACAAUUAGAAUAUUUUGUUCAACAUUGUUAUGGAUUAAAAGGAAGUCAUAUCAAUUUUAGUCCUGAAAAAUGUAAAUCAAUACAACAAAUGAAUAUUAAACCAGGAGAGGCAUGUGGUUGUAUUUUCAAUUCAAAACAAUAUAAAGAAGCAGAUAGAAUAAAAUGGCUAAAAGACUAUAUGAAUUAUUUAAAUAUCCCAGUUAAUUUUCAGUUAGCUCUUUUACAAAAAUUUUUUUCACUCUCACCAAAUCAGUGUUGUUCUGAGUUAUUAAAGUAUAGUUGUUCUUCUGUUGAUGUGGAUAUUGAAGAUAUUUCAUAUCCUAAUUGGUUUCUUCAAGAAAAGGAAAAACUUGAUCAUUUGUCUGUUCUUUCUCAAAUCCCUGUAUGUUCUCAACAAUCGAAGUGUUAUCAAUGA
Entamoeba dispar SAW760 is the source of this 1323-nucleotide messenger RNA. RefSeq lists its product as uncharacterized. The transcript has a single exon. Lineage: Eukaryota; Evosea; Mastigamoebida; Endamoebidae. The record is from RefSeq and is a predicted model, not a curated record. Bases 1 to 1323 code for a protein of 440 amino acids. Gene Ontology annotation, cellular component: alpha DNA polymerase:primase complex. Gene Ontology annotation, biological process: DNA replication, synthesis of primer.